UUUUUGAGGCAACUUGACAUUGAUAAUUGCUGGGAUCUUCAAGAAAUUAGAGGAAUUCCGCCAAACUUGAAAUUUCUCUCUGCAAAAAACUGCACGUCCUUGACUUUUGGGUUUACAAACAUGUUAAUGAAUGAGGAAUUGCACGAGGCUGGAUGUAAGAAGUUUUGUUUGCCAGCAACAAGGAUUCCAGAGUGGUUCGAGCACCAGAGAAAAGGAGUGCCAAUGUCUUUCUGGUUUCGCAACAAAUUCCCUGCCAUAUCUCUCUGUCUUUUUACUGGAAGAGUUGCAUCUUGGUUCUUAGAACUCUGUUGCCUCAAAUUGAUCAUCAAUGGAAAGAAAGCUUUCCCCAUAAUGGAAGAGUUUCCUUUUUGUUGCAAUCUCAACAAUGGCCAUAUACUAAUUUUUUCUCUUAAACUGACAGACUUGGGUGAUAAUGUGGAUGAAGUACUUUUAGAAAAUGAAUGGAAUCAUGUGGUGUUUGCUUUUGAUUUUGUUUCUCUUCAUCGAGUGUUGGUAAGGAAUCCAUUCUGCAUACAAACUGGACUCCACGUAUUAAAACAAACAUGUAGCAUGGAGGAUAUGCAAUUCGAGGACCCUUAUAUCAGCAUGUUGGAAAAAGAAAAGCACAAACUGGACACGGUAGUUUCUCAGAUACCAUUUGUGCAGCACCAACAAAAUUCGGCUUCAUUGGCUUUAUCGGAACUGCAUGUGGGACGGGGCCUUCCACCUCCAGCAUUGAACGAUAAUGUGAAUCAGGAUUCAAAUUUAAUGGUAUCAAUGAGGAAAAGUAGCACAACUGUUGUACGAGGAUUUGGAACUGCUUCAAGAAAGAGAAAAAUAGUUUCAUUAAGUUUGGACUUGGACAAUGAACCUGGUGAGCUAUUUUGUCAUGCAACUUCAAAAGUGGUUUUGGAUUCAGAUUCAAUAAUGCCAAGCUUGGCUAGUGAUACCACUGGUGAUGAAG
This is a messenger RNA of Gastrolobium bilobum, 964 nucleotides long. RefSeq lists its product as uncharacterized. The transcript is spliced from 3 exons. The record is from RefSeq and is a predicted model, not a curated record. The annotation marks the transcript as partial. Lineage: Eukaryota; Viridiplantae; Streptophyta; Magnoliopsida; Fabales; Fabaceae.